GAAAACAUGGCGUCUGCCCUGGAACAGUUUGUGAACAGUGUCCGACAGCUCUCAGCUCAAGGGCAAAUGACACAGCUUUGUGAACUGAUCAACAAGAGUGGGGAACUCCUUGCAAAGAACUUAUCCCAUCUGGACACUGUGCUUGGGGCUCUGGAUGUACAAGAACACUCCUUGGGCGUCCUUGCUGUUUUGUUUGUGAAGUUUUCUAUGCCCAGUGUUCCUGACUUCGAAACAUUAUUCUCACAGGUUCAGCUGUUCAUCAGUACUUGUAAUGGGGAGCACAUUCGAUAUGCAACAGACACUUUUGCUGGACUUUGCCAUCAGCUAACAAAUGCACUUGUGGAAAGAAAACAGCCCCUGCGAGGAAUUGGCAUCCUUAAGCAAGCCAUAGACAAGAUGCAGAUGAACACAAACCAGCUGACCUCAAUCCAUGCUGACCUCUGCCAGCUUUGUUUGCUGGCCAAAUGCUUUAAGCCUGCUCUGCUGUAUCUUGAUGUGGACAUGAUGGACAUCUGUAAAGAGAAUGGAGUCUAUGAUGCGAAGCACUUUUUAUGUUACUACUAUUAUGGGGGGAUGAUCUAUACUGGGCUGAAGAACUUCGAAAGAGCACUCUACUUUUAUGAACAGCCUCUUAGCAAUGCAUACCAUGAGUUAGCACAAGUUUAUUCAACCAAUAACCCUUCAGAGCUUCGAAACUUGGUGAACAAGCACAGUGAAACUUUCACUCGUGAUAACAACAUGGGACUGGUGAAGCAAUGCUUGUCAUCUCUUUAUAAGAAGAAUAUUCAGAGGCUAACAAAGACUUUUUUAACUCUAUCAUUACAAGAUAUGGCAAGUCGUGUGCAGUUAUCUGGACCUCAAGAGGCAGAAAAAUACGUUCUGCACAUGAUAGAAGAUGGCGAGAUUUUUGCAAGUAUUACAAAGGAUGGUAUGGUCAGUUUUCAUGAUAACCCUGAAAAAUAUAAUAACCCAGCUAUGCUUCAUAACAUUGAUCAGGAGAUGCUGAAGUGCAUAGAGCUGGAUGAGCGGCUGAAGGCCAUGGACCAGGAGAUCACAGUGAACCCUCAGUUUGUGCAAAAGAGUAUGGGCUUGCAAGAAGAUGAUUCAGGAAACAAACCAUCCAGUUACUCCUGAAACUGACAUCUAUCUUGAGUUAAGCAAGAGAAACUAUCACCUUGGCCGGUGGCAAGUGUUAGGAGGGCAGCAGGGAAGACCAUGCCUAUAUCACCUGGACACCAAUAAAUAAAGUUUUGUUUUGACAUCGUCAGUCCUAUGUGCUUUCAGAAAACCAUUUUCUCUGCAAAGAAGGAAAAAAAAAAUUCAAACUUUAAA
This is a messenger RNA of Nycticebus coucang (slow loris), 1332 nucleotides long. RefSeq names its product COP9 signalosome complex subunit 3-like. The record is from RefSeq and is a predicted model, not a curated record. Gene Ontology annotation, cellular component: COP9 signalosome. Gene Ontology annotation, biological process: ubiquitin-dependent protein catabolic process. Lineage: Eukaryota; Metazoa; Chordata; Mammalia; Primates; Lorisidae.